AUGACUCUGAACAACAUUUAUCAGCGGAAAGCGCCCUUUCUACAUCGCAACUGGCUACAGGGCAUCACAAAUUGGCAGACACCGGCCGAGCUAAUGGGCAACAUCGUGUCCAGCCAGCUCCGCCGCGAUGGGCAUGUUGCUGCUCCGCCGCGCAAGCGACGUCGGGUCUCGACUCCUGAAUCGCUCGAUGUUGACCAUCUCAUUAUAUCGCCAAAGACGUCCGACACGCGUUGUGCUCUUCGCAUAGAGAUCCGCAAAGUCUGUCACAAGGAUUCUCAGAAGUUUCGAACCACCAGCCUUGGUGGCACCGCGCCCAGCAUUGUCACCACCACAAAGGCAAAUUGUCGCAUUACUGUCAGCAAUACCGCCAAGGGCACGCAUCGCGUACUUCACUGCCAGAACCAAGCCUGCGAACUUACUACAUUCAAAAACCCCGUCGGUCCGCAUCGCAUUGCCAGAGUAAACUUGGCACGACCCUUCUAUGUACCACGUGACGCCAUUCUGGUCAAUCGGGAUGAUGAUGGCUCCCACGAUCUUUCUGACGCGUAUGAGCUGCUUAUUGAAUUUGAAGCGGUGAGUGAGAGCAUUUGGCCUCCGCUUGGUGCUAGCGAUUUUGGAUCCUCGGCGAUGCUGCAAGACGCAAGCCCCAUCGACAUGCGCAACCUCGUUCUUAGAAGCCGCUUUCAGGACAUAUUUGGUAAGCUCAAGGGACCAUUGGUGCUUUCAGCCCUCGAUCGAGCAGACCGGCCUGAAAGUUUAACUGAGUACAUUAUGGACGUUGAUCUCCGCUGGUCGUCUGGUUUCAACGCAUUGAGGCGCCUUGACAAAGACUCGAUGCCAUAUAUCAUGGCCAUUGAUCCUGAUAACGAUCUGGGUGAGGGCAGGCUUCCGCCUACUGACUAUGAGGACUCCGUUCCCGUCAAUAGCUUAAACGGCCACAGUGGUUUUCGUGGCCCUGUGCGCAGCGAUGACGAGCAAACGGAGGGCGAAAAAACGCCCUCUAGGGCUCUCCGUCGAAGAGAGCAAAAUAAAAUUUAUAAUCUCAAGGUUCUAAGCGAUCAGGCCCGCGGAAAGGAACGUAAGAAACGCCUGAAUACAGGAACGACCGCGGUGGCAAGCCCGGUUUCCUACCUGCUACCGUUGGACCAGCCGGUGCUACUCGAUUGCAAUCGAUGUGUUGCAUGUGGCUCGUACCACGAGUCACUCAUGCAGCUACAGAUGCAUUUGCAAACAUAUCACCCGAGCUACAACUUUCAAUGCGAAACUACGAGUCAGGGGCCGCAGUUUCGCGUUCAUCAUCGUCGCUCUGAUACCUCCCUGUCGCCGUCCAAAAAAUUACAGAUACAACCAACAGUGCAGUCGUUCAACUUGCAAACAUUUGUCGCCGGAGAUGAGUCAUGGGUUACGAAACGCGUUAUUGCAGAGAAAAACGACGAUUUACCCAAGACCCCUUCGGCACAUUCCUCCAUCAACAGAAUGUCGUCUCACUCUCCCCUGCCCAGGCAACCUGUGUUUCCUGCGAGCAAGGCAACGUUGCCGCGACGCCCACAACAGCCUAAGAAGGACACAGUUGUGGUUCCCAAGAUUUCGCAGCCCCUAUACCAUCCCAUCAGCAAAGCUGAACUGAAAGCCGGUGAUCCGGUGCCCAGUCCGGAGUACGAUGCGACGUGGCUUAUCCAAAAACACCGCGAGAGCAUCGCCGACUUUACCGAUGUGACACCGCAAGAAAAAGAAUUCAUCUGGGAAUGGGAUGGCUACAUUCUCGAGCAAGGCAUUACAUCAAGUGCCUACUUGCCGCGCGCUUGGCUGGGUUUCGUGCAGCAAAAGGCUGCGUGGCUGGUGGCAAAGGAUGAACGUAUGCGCGAGUUUGGCAAGCAUGCAAGCGUGCUGGUUGCACGUGAGGUGUUGACUGACAAUGCCCUAAAACAGGCUCUAGAUCACAUCAACCAGGCCCGUUCAUUGCGAACGAUGGAUGUUUCCAAUGCCAUCUUACCAGCAGACGCGGAACAGGUUGCGACAACGUCAAAGGCAACUGAUGUGCGCAAGAGCAGCAAUGGUUGCACAGUAUGCCGGCUUCCUGUACGAGGUCCGCGUUUGCUGGUGUGUGCCAACAAGGCCUGCCCGAAACGGCUCUAUCACUCCGACUGCAUCGAACCGAUAGCCCUGGUACAUGUCGACAAUCGCAAAUGGAUCUGCAAUGCUUGCGCUCCCUCUGUCAUGUGA
Cordyceps militaris CM01 is the source of this 2223-nucleotide messenger RNA. RefSeq names its product Zinc finger domain-containing protein, PHD-finger. The transcript has 2 exons. The record is from RefSeq and is a predicted model, not a curated record. NCBI's taxonomy places the organism in Eukaryota, Fungi, Ascomycota, Sordariomycetes, Hypocreales, Cordycipitaceae. The coding region runs from base 1 to 2223 and encodes 740 amino acids.